This is a messenger RNA of Tuber melanosporum (Perigord truffle), 2928 nucleotides long. RefSeq lists its product as uncharacterized. Gene Ontology annotation, biological process: mRNA 3'-end processing by stem-loop binding and cleavage. The transcript has 4 exons. Gene Ontology annotation, cellular component: mRNA cleavage and polyadenylation specificity factor complex. Gene Ontology annotation, molecular function: RNA binding. Bases 1 to 2928 code for a protein of 975 amino acids. Lineage: Eukaryota; Fungi; Ascomycota; Pezizomycetes; Pezizales; Tuberaceae. The record is from RefSeq and is a predicted model, not a curated record.
AUGUUUCUUUUUACUCCCCUUCUGGGAGCUCAGUCGGAUUCCCAGGCUUGCCAAUCUUUACUCGAACUCGAGAAUGGAAUUAAGGUCUUAAUCGAUGUUGGCUGGGACGAGAGCUUUGAUGUGAAGAUGCUGGCCGAGCUGGAGAGACAUACUCCUACAAUCGACCUCAUACUCCUCACCCACCCUACCCUUGCGCACAUGGGAGCUUAUGCGCACGCGUGCAAACACAUCCCGAGCUUCUCCUCUAUUCCCGUCUACAGCACAUUUCCGGUAUCCAAUCUUGGUCGUUUACUAUUACAGGAUAUCUACUUGUCUACACCGUUAGCAUCCACCCGUCUGCUGGAUUCCGCAGCUCCUCCCGUCCCACUACCCCCGACGUCUGCCGAGAUCGACUCGUAUUGUACAAAGAUUGUUACACUGAAAUACUCGCAACCUACACCUUUGCAUUCAGCCGUUGCGAGGGUAUCAGGGAAGUUGGGGAGCAUCACGAUUACUGCCUACUCGGCCGGGCACAGCCUGGGGGGCACGAUAUGGAAGAUACAACAAGCCCAGGAAUCAAUUGUCUAUGCUGUGGAUUGGAAUCACUCACGCGAGAACUGUCUUCGGGGAGCGGGAUUCCUAUCCGGCGGUGGGGUCUCUGUGGAAACUUUGGGGAAGCCAACGGCGUUAAUUUGCUCGGCAAGGAAUUCGGAAGUCGUGAGCAUGGCGGGUGGGAGGAAAAAGAGGGAUGAAAUGCUCUUGGAUGCCAUAAAAAAGACAGCGUUAAAGAACAGUGGCACUGUGCUGAUCCCCACAGACUCUGUUGGACGAGUGCUAGAGCUUGUGUAUCUGCUCGAACACGCCUGGAGAAAAGACCAGGAGUUAUCUUCACGAGCAAAAGGCAAGGGAAUUGGGUUGUUCCUUGUGGGAAGGAGAGUGCGAAGAUUGGGUCAGGUGGUUGGUAGUAUGCUGGAGUGGAUGGACGAGGGGGUGGUUAGAGAAUUUGAGUCAAUUGCUGGUGGAGACCGAAGAGGAAACCGGCAAAGAGACGAUGCGGAAGGAAAAGGAAACGACGGCAACAAGGCUGGUCCAUUUGACUUUCUACAUUUGAAUCUGGUUUCUACACAAGGACAUCUUAACAGGAUCCUGAACGACGGAAACGAACGCGGGAAGGUCAUUAUUGCUUCGGAUUCUAGUCUCGGGUGGGGCUUUAGUCGCGAAGCUUUGAUGAGGCUUGCUAGUGAUGAGAAAAAUUUGGUUGUUUUGACAGAGAGGUCAGACGGUAAACUAGGGUGGGCUGGAAACUUAUGGCAACAAUGGAAGGAAAAGACAGGUAGUGGAGGAGAAGCAAACGCAACUGACUGGCAGGAGGUAUCUCUCGACGGGCAGCGUGCCGAACUAGAUAUUCCUCAUCGGACACCGCUAGAAGGCCAGGAGCUCGAGGCUUAUAAUCGGCAUUUCGCAGCACAACAAGCAUUGACCUCACAACACCAAUCUCUUCUCUCCAAUUCGGGUCUUCCCUCCUCUAUGGGCGCAGAACCAGAUGAUGACGACGCCUCAUCCUCCUCUGAUGACGAUUCGGAUUCUGAGAGGCAAGGGAAGGCUCUCACCACUGCUAAUAGUAAGAAGAUUUCUGCGGCAACUGUAAUGCUCGGUGGUGCAACCCCAUCCAGAUAUGGUGCAGGAAAAGUGGACAUCGGAAUCAACAUCUUGCUUAGGGGGAAAGGUGUAUAUGAUUACGACGUACGUGGUGCCAAAGGGCGAAAUAGGAUGUUCCCAUUCGUAAUGCGGCGAAGGAGAGUGGAUGAAUAUGGCGAAGUCGUUAGAGCAGACGAGUACAUGCGGGCCGAGGAAAAGGCCGAAGAGGAUCUCCUCGAUGCGACACGCGUUAAGGAAGAGCGAGUUAUGGGGAAGAAGAGAAAAUGGGAUGAGAAUGAUGCCAAGAGGGGCGGCCCAGGCACCCGAAAAGGCAAGGAAACUGGAGAUGUAGGCAAAAAGCGACGCACAGGCAAAACGAAAGAGAGGCCAGAUGGGGAUGACAGCUACGAACCAGACGAUGGAGAGCAGGAGGAAACAGAGGAAGGCGAAGUUGAGGAGGAUGAGGCUGAAGAUGAAGAGUCCAUGUUGACCGUGCCUAGCAAGAUUACUUCCACAAAGAUUGCUAUACUAAUGCGGUUCAAGGUAGCAUUUAUCGAUUUUGCAGGAUUACAUGACUCUCGGAUUUUACGGAUGCUCCUUCCACUAAUCGGUCCGAGAAAGUUAAUCUUGGUCGGCGGCAGAGAACACGAGACCAAGAGUCUAGCCAACGACUGCAGGAAACUUCUCAGCGGGCGGGGCACACUAUCCGGCCGAGGCGAGAGCGGUGCAGACACUGACGUUUUCUUCCCUCAAAUCGGCAGCAAGGUCAACGCGGGCGUGGAUACCAACGCCUGGGCAAUCAAACUCAGCGACAACCUCGUCCGAAACCUCAAGUGGCAGAACGUGCGCGGUUUAGGAGUUGUGCACCUAAUCGGUCGCGUGACAGAGGCGCAGGAUAAGAAGGAUGAGUGCCGCAACGGCAAGAAGGUUAAACUCUCCAAGAGCCCGGAGGCAGAGUCUAAAGAAGGCGGAUCACAGGUCGAACAGAAGAAUGCUCUCGUCCUCGACGUAUUACCACCCGCAUUGGCUGCCGCAAUUAGGAGUGUUGCUCAGCCCAUUCACGUCGGCGACAUCAGAUUGGCGGAUCUGCGGCGAGUGCUACUCGACGACGGAUUGACGGCGGAGUUCCGGGGUGAAGGAACGCUGUUGAUUGAUGGAGUUGUUGUCGUGCGAAAGGGCGGGGUCGGUAGCGUGAUCAUUGAAGAUGGGGGAGGGGGUAUGUUGAGGAGAGCGGGGAGGAAUGGCAAGGCAAGUUUCGUGGAAGUUAGAAGGAGGAUAUAUGAAGGUCUCGCGGUGGUUUCCGGGGGUUAG